Molecule: messenger RNA, 2616 nt
Organism: Neurospora crassa OR74A
Lineage: Eukaryota; Fungi; Ascomycota; Sordariomycetes; Sordariales; Sordariaceae
Product: MFS transporter
Exons: 3
Coding region: 605-2410 (601 amino acids)
Biological process (GO): transmembrane transport
Molecular function (GO): transmembrane transporter activity
Source: RefSeq, a predicted model, not a curated record
ACUACUAAAUGCACACAGUCCAAGCGCACCGCAAACGACCAAAACGCCGGUAACAAGCAAUCGUGCAUGUUUUGUACCCCAAGUCACCAUACGCCGCGUGGCAUGAUACGACGGAACCGUCCCUACUUGCAUUGUCGCUAGUCGAGUUGGGCUGGAUACCUCUACCUACCUUGUUCGGAGUGCUACGUUCCCGCGAUUUCCUUCUCAGGCUUCCAUGCCAUGACUCGACGAGGCGCUCCCUAAUUCUAUUCUGACAGGUUGACAGCAGGGUACUUCAAUUGACACCUCGCUCACAUUCCCGCUUGGCUGGCUGGUAAGAUAUCUCCGAAGUACAGCACAUUGACGGGUCUCAGCCCGGGAAUUACCCAAUAGUAACGAAGGGGGGCUUGGUGGCUUGAUGGGUUUGACGUGUAUAUCACCACCAUCCUUUGUCCUGGGACUCACUUGCUUUCCUGUCCUUUGGCUCUCUCUAUUUGGAUCACCUUUUCCCUCGUCUUGUAUAAGCUUCAUCGGUUCACUAACCCUCCCGGUCCAGACGAACUCCGCUUACCCUUCUUGUCUUUGUGGAAGGAAACCACGACAGAAGACACCUUAACCCGCCAACAUGGCCAGGUCAAAAAAGGACGGUGCCAAAAGCGGCAACCUAGCAGUCCCUCCAGCCCUCGGCGACACCGAAUCAAGAGCGCCAACAAUAGCAGAAAGUGAAGAUGCGCGUGGCUACAACAACACCAACAAUAACGAUGUUCUCUCCGACACAGACGGCGGACGGACAAUCGACUCGACGGAUCCAGAAAAGCAACACCCACCUACGUUAAGCCAGCAAAGGUCUAAUGCUACGCACAAGAGUCACGCUAGCACGAUACGGGAGGAUGGAGUUGAGUACCCGACCGGCCUGAAGCUGGGAUUGAUCACGAUAGCGUUGUGUUUGAGUGUUUUCUUGAUGGCCCUCGAUAACUCCAUUAUUGCGACAGCUAUUCCCAAAAUUACCGAUCAGUUUCACAGUUUGCCGGAUGUGGGUUGGUAUGGAAGUGCCUACCUCCUCACCACCGCGGCGCUCCAACUUCUGUUCGGGCGCUUCUACACCUUCUUUUCCCUCAAAUGGGUCUUUUUGAUCGCCAUCUUCAUCUUCGAGCUCGGCUCCCUGAUUUGCGGCGUCGCCAACACCUCCAAGACCCUCAUUAUCGGGCGCGCCAUCGCCGGCAUUGGUUCAGCCGGCAUCUUCUCGGGCGCGCUGAUCAUUCUCGCCUACGCCGUGCCCCUCGAAAAGCGACCCGUAUACACCGGCUUCAUCGGCUCCAUGUACGGCAUCGCGUCCGUCUCCGGCCCGCUUCUCGGCGGCGCCUUCACAGACCAAGUCACCUGGCGCUGGUGUUUCUACAUCAACCUCCCCAUCGGCGGCAUCACCAUGGCCGUCAUCGGCUUCUUCUUCCCCGACCCGAACCGCGAGAGACCCCAAGAGGAGACGUGGGCCAAGACCAUAAUGAAAUUCGACCCCUUUGGCACUGCGGUAUUCAUGCCUGCCAUCAUCUGCCUGCUGCUCGCGCUGCAAUGGGGCGGCACCACCUACAAAUGGAACAACUGGCGCAUCAUUUUCCUCUUUGUGCUCUUUGCCGUCCUGAUCACCGCCUUCAUCGCCAUCCAAUUCAAGAUGCAAGACGAGGGCACCGUCCCUCCCCGCAUCAUCAAGCAGCGCUCCGUCUGGGCAUCCGCCCUCUUCACCUUUUGCCUGGGCGCCGCCUUUAUGGGCUCCGUUUAUUAUCUGCCCAUCUGGUUCCAGGCCGUCAAGGGCGCGACAGCCGUCAAAUCAGGCAUCAUGAACCUCCCCAUGCUUCUCGCGACGGUAAUCCUGUCCGUCGUCGCCGGCGCGCUCGUCUCCUAUCUAGGCUACUACGCCCCCUUCAUGAUUCUCUGUUCGGUCGUGUCCAGCAUUGGCUACGGUCUGCUGACCACCUUUGAACCCGACACCAGCUCUGGCAAAUGGAUCGGGUACCAGAUCCUCGUCGGCGCUGGGCUGGGGAUGGGGCUCCAGCAGAGUCUCAUGGCGGUGCAAACCGUGCUGGAGAUGAAGGAUGUCUCGGUCGGUACGGCGCUGAUGGUGUUUGUGCAGACGCUGGGCGGCGCGCUGUUUGUGAGUAUUGCGCAAAACGUGUUUACGAAUAAGCUGGUGCAGUAUGUGGGCGAGCUGGCGCCGGGGUUCGGGGAUCCGGAGAAGAUCUUGCUGUUGGGCGCGACGAGCGUGCAGAAGACGGUGGAUAAGAGUGUGUUGCCGGGGGUGACGCGGGCGUAUAAUAAUUCGCUGACGGAUGUGUUUAUGGUGUUUGUGGCGAUGGCGGUGGCGAGCGUGUUUGGGGCGCUGUUGGUGGAGUGGAAGAGUGUGAAGGGGAAGAAUGUGGAGGUUGGGUUGGCGUGAUCUUGUCAUGAUACUAGUAGUGUCUGGUGUGUGAAAAGAGGUUGGAAGGAUUGGGUGCAGUAUUUAGGUAGGAUUGGAGGAUGUAAUCUUCUCUUUGGGUGUCUUCUACUGGCUGGUACUGAGGAAUAAUUGCGUAGACAGGUUCAUCGGUUUUAGAUGUCUCCCAACUCUUGUGUCAAAUAAAAAUGUAUAUGAUCACUUCCCAA